Molecule: messenger RNA, 780 nt
Organism: Helianthus annuus (common sunflower)
Lineage: Eukaryota; Viridiplantae; Streptophyta; Magnoliopsida; Asterales; Asteraceae
Exons: 1
Coding region: 1-780 (259 amino acids)
Biological process (GO): DNA repair; telomere maintenance
Molecular function (GO): DNA helicase activity
Source: RefSeq, a predicted model, not a curated record
AUGGCUAAACGACAAGCGAUAGAGGCAGUCGAUCGUACAUUCCAAGACAUUAUAGGUGUUAGUCUCCCAUUUGGUGGAAAGAUAAUGGUUAUGGGAGGUGACUUCAGACAGGUGUUGCCAGUUAUUAAACGUGGCACUCGAGCACAGAUUGUAGACUCCAGCGUACGAAUGUCACCUCUUUGGUCUUUGACUAAGAAGAUCCGGUUGACCAUAAAUAUGAGAGCGCUAAAAGAUCCAUGGUUUUCUAAAUUUCUUUUAAGAGUCGGCGAUGGAACUGAAGAACCAAUCGAAGGAAACUAUAUCCGCAUACCCGAUGACAUGACAAUUCAGUGCAACAACAGAGAAAACGCUAUAAAAGAAUUGAUCCAUGCCAUCUUUCCAUCAAUUGAAGAUAAUGUAUAUUCUUCAGAUUAUAUAAUCUCUAGAGCAAUAUUGUCCACUAAAAAUAAUAGUGUUGACGAGAUUAAUAAUCAAAUGAUUGAAAUUUUUCAAGGGGAGGAAAAAGUUUAUUACAUUUUUGAUGAAGCUGAAGACGAUCAGCGCAACUUCUAUCCGGUCGAGUUCUUAAACUCGCUAAAUGUUAGUGGUUUGCCGCCUCAUAAGCUUCGUUUAAAAAUUGGAUGCCCAAUAAUAUUGUUACGUAAUAUCGAUCCAUCACAUGGCCUGUGUAAUGGCACGCGGUUGAUAUGUAAGGGUUUCAUGCGAAAUGUUAUUGAUGCGGAAAUGCAGUCGGUCAACAUGCCGGAAAAAGAGUUUUUUUUUUGCCAAGAAUCCCUCUAA